Molecule: messenger RNA, 1092 nt
Organism: Fusarium mangiferae
Lineage: Eukaryota; Fungi; Ascomycota; Sordariomycetes; Hypocreales; Nectriaceae
Exons: 1
Coding region: 1-1092 (363 amino acids)
Source: RefSeq, a predicted model, not a curated record
AUGCCACAUCAACAAGAGACCACUCCACCGGUGCUUGGCAGCUUCGGCUGUCUCCCGCUGGAGAUCAACAUCUACAUCAUGGAGUCACUUACCGUCCAUGACUUGCUCUCUCUCACUAGAGCUUCUCCUGCAGCCAGGCGGUAUUUUAAAAAAGACUAUGCCUUUAUCAUCCGGUCACAUAUUGCACGUUUCUAUGAUCACUAUGCCGAUCCGGCAGCUAUCCCACUACUUAGACUUCUCGCCCGUCUUCGAUUACUACGGUCACAGGUCAAGGGGCAAUCUAGAGACGUGGUUGAGAGCCACCUCAAGCCUGUCUUUGACUCAAUCCCUUCUCUGCACUUUAUGGAGAUACCGUUAGGAUGGGAGUCAAACCUGCCUGUAAUGGCAACAAAUAUGAUUCCUGAAUUGAGAGAGGUAUUCUUUAGGUGGCGUGGUCACCGGCAGAACAGUUCUCCAAAGGAGCUCGACAAGGUACCUUACUGGGGGAAAUGGAGAUUUACUGAAUCCUUCCUACGGUUUGAAUGUUUCUGCUGCAUCUUCUAUCACCCUGACAGAUUUUUGUCUCAAGAUAUGUGGAACUUGAGAACUAUCUUUCUCGGGCCCUUGAUGGCAGGUGAAGAAGCUCUUGUUCCAAUCGAUCUUGCGCCGUCAUAUAGACGAACGGUUCACGGCCGUGGGCCAUAUAAGUGGAUGACCUGGGACCCCUAUGAGGUCACGAGGUUUGACUUCAAAGCUCCAUAUAAAUUCACACAUUGGUUUGAUGAGCUCAUCACGUCUGUGGACAUAUCACUUCGUGAAAAGCAAACCAGGACCACAAGUCGUCGCAAGAAAUCACCUCUUACCACAGAACAGUCUGAAAUCUGUGACUUUCUCAAGAGGAAACGGAGUGAGGAUAAACAUUUUUGCUUUCACCUUGCCUUACAAGGCAAUAUGCUUCUGACUCGUCUUUUAUGCCUCAAGACCGAAGCCUUGGAGGAUUACAUCGUUGAGGCAUAUGCUUCUGUGGUCGCUUCCCAGCCCGACCGCAAAAUGGCACACCAUCCCGACUUGGAUGAAAUGUUACAUAUCGCGCGGAAGUGGAAGUUUCAGUGA